AUGCCUUCUAUUGUAUCCAAUGGUUUGCUUUUCAUUCAUAAUAAAGAGAGGUCGAAUUCUUGUUCUUUGUUGAGAUCGAAUAAUGGAUUUAAGGCUUUUUGGAAGAGACACGGGUUCCUGCAAUAUGUUCAGGGAAUUGUUGUAUCGGGCUUCCCAAUUGGAUACGAUGGAAAACAAGAAGGGGUGGUAAGGUUAUGGUUCAUGGAACAGGUAAAGUGUAUAUGGAGUUAUCUAUGUUGGGAUGUUUGGUAUAGGGACUGGACUGGUCAAAAUGACCAGGGAUUUUUAUGGGAGGAGUUUGUUUGUUGGAUACGGGCCUCGUCAUUGGAUUCGGACUUAGGUGGACAGAGGAAUUUGACACUUGUGUUUUGGAGUUUGUGGGGCUUCCUAGAGAUGGGCUCAGGGACGGGGAAGGAAUCGGAGGAUAAGGGUGGUGUUCAAGAUAAAGAAAGACAGUUGUUGGCUGGUCAUGUACAGGAGAACAAAACUACUGUUGUGGGUAAUCAUGAGAAACAGGAAGUAGCUUUACGCCAAGCAUCAUCUUUUGUCUCUUUUAAUCUGAUGAUAAGUGACUGUGGGUUAGUGGAUUUCCCAAGUCGGGGAAACACAUUGUCCUGGAGGGGCAGAAGAAGGGGAAAGAUAGUUCGUUGUCGCCUGGACAGAACAUUGGCGACAGAGGGAUGGCAUGACCUGUUCCCGGUUUCCCAUGUGGAAUAUUUACCAAUGAUUGGAUCCGAUCAUAGACCCAUUUUGGCUACCCUAGAUUCAAAAAUAACAAAAAGACGAAAACAAUUUCGGUUUGAUAAACGGUGGAUUGGUAUGGAGGGUUUACUUGAGUCGAUUGAGAUGGGGCGUAUCUGGGGGGUGGCAGAGCCAGAACUGGUUGGUAGGAUCUAUAAUUUUCGCCACGAGAUUUCCGUUUGGAGAAAAGAAAAUCAACCAUAUGGCAAGCAGAAAAUAGCGGACUUACAACAGGCCUUGGAGGUGGUACAAAAUGAUGAUAAUAGCACCCCGGAGGAGCUUACGGACAUUACAAAUAGAUUACAGGAAGCCUACAGAGACGAGGAGGACUAUUGGAAACAGAAAAGUCAAAACUUAUGGUUAAGGGAUGAGGAUCUGAAUACUAAAUUUUUCCACGCUUCGACAAAACAACGCAGAGCCGUUAACAGAAUUGUUGGUCUUCAUAAUGAGGCUAACGUUUGGGUGGAUGGGGGUAAAGAGGUCGAGAAGAUAGUGGUCAGUUAUUUUGACAAACUAUUUACUUCUACCACACCGGGGGAAUUCACGGAAAUAUUAGAAAAUCUGUCGGAGCGGGUUACACCACAGGAGAACGAGGUGUUGACUCGGCAAGCGACGGAAACAGAAGUAAGAGAAGCACUAUUUAUGAUGCACCCAGAGAAGGCUUCGGGGCCAGACGGAAUGACGGCGUUAUUUUUUGAGCGCUCAUGGCACAUAGUAAAGUUGUAUGUUCUUAGGAUGGUUAACAAUUUCCUUCAAUCGGGCACGUUCGAUGAUAGAUUAAAUCUGACACAUAUAUGUCUCAUCCCUAAGACAGGACGACCAACCAGGAUGACGGAGUUGCGACCGAUUAGUUUGUGUAAUGUGGGAUAUAAAAUUAUUUUCAAAGUCUUGUGUCACAGACUCAAGGUAUUACUACCAAGAUUAAUAUCGGAAACCCAAUCGGCUUUUGUUCCGGGGCGUUUGAUCUCGGACAAUAUUCUUAUAGCUCAGGAAAUGUUUCACGGGCUCCGAACAAAUAAAUCAUGCAAGGGGAAGUUUAUGGCGGUAAAAACAGAGAUGAGUAAAGCCUAUGAUCGUGUUGAAUGA
Microthlaspi erraticum is the source of this 1827-nucleotide messenger RNA. The record is from the annotation of a GenBank genome assembly. Lineage: Eukaryota; Viridiplantae; Streptophyta; Magnoliopsida; Brassicales; Brassicaceae.